GAUAUGCCAAUAGCCGAAUUGUGGAACUCAGCAUACGAGAAGCUACGAAAAGAAAAUAAACAACUAAUCGACGAAUAUGAGACUAAGCUCCAAGAAAGCGCGAGCGCCGCAUCGGAUCCCAUACCAAAUACUAAAGGAGAUAGAGAAAAAUGGAUGAGCCUGGUGUUACGACAAAAGAUGGAGCAGAUCCAGAAAGAUGCCUGGAAGUUCAUGUUUCUGGGCUCUGAGGUUCGGCCAGCCGAGACGGUAGAAUGUGUUCUGAGAGUAAUCAAGAUGGUUAACGACUCGAUCACAGCCACUGUUGUCCCCAGCCCUUAUGCUUCGCUUGCUUGGGCUGGUAUAAACGUAUUGUUGUCAGUGCCGGCUUCUCUCGCAAAACAGUUAGAAUACGUCUCGUCACUUAUUAUUCAAGGCCGCAUGAGAGAAAAUCUCUAUCAACGGCGCUACGAGGGUAAAAAAAAAGCCGUCGAAUCAUUUCCAGGGGCACACUCAGAAUAUAAGGCUACGCUAGAGCAUUUAUACCAGGAGAUACUGAGAUUCCAGAUACAGUGCUAUUGCUAUUAUACUCAAGGCAAAGCUUCUCGCCUUUUUAGCGACUUUUCGGGGAAGAAUGACUGGGACGGUCUGGCUGAAGACAUACGCCGGCAAGAAGCUCAAAUGGCUGCCAUCGAUAAGACUUGGCGCGAUCAACGAUAUGAUGACGAAUGUGCUGAAUCUGAAAGACGGUAUCAAGGGACUAUACUUAACUUGAAAACUAUUGGCGCUGAUAUCUCAGAUCUGCGAAAGGCAGUGGAGGACGCCAAUAAGGACCGAAAUCAGAAAGAAUUACUUGACUGGUUAUGCGACAUAGACCCAUCGGACAUGUACAACGCCGCUCGCAAGAAACACAAGGCUGGGACGAGUGAAUGGCUAAUUAAAAAGAAUGCACAAUUUACAUCUUGGGUACAAAGUCCCUCUUCUUUUCUAUGGCUUCAUGGGAAGGCUGGAUCUGGCAAGUCAGUCUUAAGCUCUUCCGUCAUAUAUCAUCUCCAGAGGGAGUUUAAGGACGACGCCUCCAUCGCAGUUGUCUAUUUCUACUUCACUUUUAGUGAUAUUAUAAGACAAGACAAUGACGGGAUGCUUGCGUCUCUUAUUAAGCAAGUAUGUUGUCACCGACCGAAUAUACCCGAUUUAGUCAAUGAUCUGGGUGAAUAUAAGAAAAAGGGCAUGCGGCCGUCGACAGAGGAGCUCCGGAAUAGCUUCGUAACAACCCUUCGUGGAUUCACUAACGUAUACAUCGUCAUCGAUGCUCUAGAUGAAUGUCCAGAUAUCAAUACACAGCGAGAAGAACUUAUGGAAACUUUGCAUUACGUCCUCGAUUCGAACCUCAACAAUCUUCAUCUGUUUUGUACUAGUCGCCAGGAGUCUGACAUCAAAGUCUCGCUUUGUAGCCAAUUUUCUAAGCCAUGCAGGGGAGCACUUAAUAUAACCUCGCACCUACAGGAGAUCCAGGACGAUAUUGGCAAAUAUAUUGACUCAACUCUUACAAACCCCAACUAUAGCUCUUGGCCAAUCGAUACUAAGGCUGAGGUUAAAAAAGUUUUGAUUGAAAAGUCAGAUGGGAUGUUUCAGUAUAUUCGCUGUCAGUUUGAAGCACUACAAAAGCUUAGAAAUCCUAGAGAUAUCCGCCAAGUGUUGGAUGAUCUCCCCAAAGGACUGGAUGAAACAUACAACAGAAUGCUUCAAGGCAUAGAUGAUCAAUAUCGGAAAUCAGUGGCGAAUUCUCUCAAAUGGCUCGCGUUCUCGAUGAAACCAUUGACGGUAGAUGAUCUAGCUGAGAUUUUCAUCAUGCAUCCAUAUGAUGAUGUUGUUAUCGACAGUACGGAGUGCCUAUUUAAUACACGGGACGUGUUGAUAUAUUUCUCUGGCCUCAUCGUCGAGAAUGGCGGUACCGUUCGUUUGGCUCACUUUUCGAUCAAAGAAUUUUUGGUGUCGAGUGAUUUGGCAUCUAGUCGAAUUCGGCAGCAUCUUGCUUCUACCUUUUCUUUCAGCGAUAUCGACGCCCAUCUCUUCAUUGCAUACUCGUGUCUCUCAUAUCUCAAUUACACGAGCCCUUUAGCCAUUGAGGGCGAUGAAAAAUCUCAGUCUCUGAAGGUUUACGCGGCUUCGAAGUGUCUAAUUCAUCUCGAAAUGGUGCCUUCCGAGUACUGGUAUGCGGAUGUUAUCGCCAAACUGGUCCAGGCUCUUGCUAUUCGAAGCCAAACCUUGUUAAAUAUCAUCUCUGAACAUUUCUCGGAGCACUUUUCUGUUUUGUCUACAGUCGACAAUUUUAGAUCUGCACGAUUACUAGACCUGCAACUGCGGCCAUACUGUUUAACCGCUUAUCACGGUUUCGUUCGCUUAACCGGAUGGUUAUCAUCACAGGCGUUUAGUGCAAGCAAGUACUUGACACAGGGAGAUCUAAAUGCAGCACUCUGGUAUGCAGUUUAUGGAGGCAGUAAGGAAGUGGCUGUGCUUUUAUUGGACAGAGGUGCCGACCCGAACACAUCAAAAACAACCACAAGCGAUAUCGGAUACGAAUUCAAGAAAUAUGGGGACGUGCUGCAAAUUGCAGCAUCGAUAGGCAAUGUAGCAAUGGUGAACCUCCUCUUGGAUAGAGAUGCCGAUAUCAACGCUCAACGAUGGGGCUCAGCUUUGCAGGCUGCGGCAAAAUACGGGCAUCUCGAUAUCUUGAAGCUUCUUGUGGAACGCGGGGCAAACAUAGACGGCCCCUCGAAUGAAAAAGGAUGUGUCCUUUCCGCAGCAAUAGAGCAUGACGAGUGUUUUCAAUUUUUGCUCGACAGUGGAGCAGACAUCAAUAGGCUCAACGCCCGAGGCGGCUACUACGGGACGGCACUAAACGCAGCUUGCAACAUAGUCGAUAACACCAUUCAUGCCGUUCAGCUGCUGCUCGAUCAUGGCGCUGACGUGAACGCUGGAGGUGGCGAAUUUGGGUUCGCACUACAAACUGUUUGUGCUCGAUCCUUCCCUGAGAUGGACACUACUACUCGUACUCUAGCCCAGAUCCUGCUUGACCAUGGAGCAGAUGUCAACGCCCGAGGCAGCAAAUAUGGAACAGCGCUACAAGCUGCCUGUGCUUACAAUCCUGAGAUAGUGCAUCUGCUGCUUGAACAUGGCGCCGACAUAAAUGCCGAAGGCGGCGAAUAUGGAACUGCACUGCAAGCUGCGUUGAGUUCUUUCGAUCGGGAUUUAGAUCAGCUGCUGCUUGAUCGUGGCGCCGACAUAAAUGCUGUAGGCGGCAAGUUUGGAACUACUCUGCAAGCUGCAUGUGCUCGCAAUUCUGGGAUAGUGCAGUUGCUGCUUGAUCGCGGCGCCGACAUAAAUGCCGAAGGCGGCGAAUAUGGAACUGCUCUGCAAGCUGCGUCUCAUAAUGACAAUUGGGAUUUGGUGGAGUUGCUGCUCGAUCGCGGUGCUAAUGUGAAUGCCAAUGGCGGCAAAUUCGGAACUGCUCUACAAGCUGUAUCUUGGGAUUUCGAUCUGGACUUAGUUCAACUGCUACUUGAUCGCGGUGCGGAUGUAAAUAUUAAUGGCGGGCGAAACGGAUCUUGUCUGCAGAUUGCGUGCGCAAAUAUGGGUUCUCUGGCCUCCGAGGAUAGCAUGGAGAUGAUACGCACAUUACUUCAGCGCGGUGCUGAUCCUCUGAUGCAUGGAGGUGAUUACCCUAGUCCAUUACACUCAGCUGUUGACGGUUUUGAGACAUGGUGGAUAGGCAGAAUCUGCUUUCUGCUGGAGCACGGCGCCGAUGCUAAUCUCAAAGUGGGAGAGCUUGGAUCUCCUCUUCAUGUUGCAUGUGCGAUUCAAUAUGACUGCGAAACCCUACCGACUUACUUGAAGGAGAGAGAUCAGAAAUUGAAGGACAGAAUCGACAAGCAGGGCAUCAUUAUGAAUCUAAUGACUAAAGGGGCGGAAACUCUCCUCAAUAAAUGCCAUGAUAUCGAUGUUAACGCGCAUGGUGGCAUCUUCGGUACAGCUCUGCAGGCAGCAGCAUACUCAGGCCAGGCUAAAACAGUACAACUCCUAUUACGUCGAAGAGAUCACAUCAUCUGUAACGAGCCAUGUGGCAAGUAUAGGAGUGCGCUUAACGCAGCCGUUAUCAGAGCCCAUUGGGAUAUUGUUGAUAUUCUUCUUGAAGCGGGGGCAAAGCCAGAUUGCCAUGUGCUACAGGAGCCUGAUGAGGAAUUUCUUGCCCGGAUCCGAGAAGAGCAUGGCUGGGCUGCAGAAGAGAGAUAUAAAAAGUUUUGGGAGGUGGAAAAGGGGAAUUUACGAUUGUCUUAG
Molecule: messenger RNA, 4314 nt
Organism: Trichoderma atroviride IMI 206040
Lineage: Eukaryota; Fungi; Ascomycota; Sordariomycetes; Hypocreales; Hypocreaceae
Source: RefSeq, a predicted model, not a curated record